ACUCUCGCGAUGUUAGGUACGCGGGGUGUAGCCUCAAACGGGCGCCGUUCAUACGGCUGGGUAACCGGGAUGUGUCAGACAGCGUAAACCGGCGACGCGGCUUGUAAACUUAGGACAGGACGCCUUCGGAGACGGAAUGGCAGCUCCGCGACCAAUUAAAGGCAUUUUGAAAAACAAAAACAGCGCUACGAACGUCAAAACAGGACCCGAAGUGCCGCCACUGGAUAGCCCGGAGCGGGCGGCACUCGGUCCACUCGAAGAUGAUCAGCAAAAGAAGUCACAGAAAUGGGACGAAAUGAAUAUUCUGGCAACCUAUCACCCUGCGGAUAAGGACUAUGGGUUAAUGAAGAUUGAUGAGCCCAGCACACCGUAUAACAGGAUGGUGGGGGAAGAGGAUGACGAAGGAGCACUGAGCGACUCUGAAACAAACGCAGCCCUCCAAGCAGAUGACCUAGUUAAGAAGCUGGCAGCGGCAGAAGGAUCGGAACCACGCUUCCUGAGAGAGAAGGAGGAGGAGAGCAGUGAGGAGGAGGAGGAAGAGCUUACCCCGGAGGAGCAAGAAAAAAAGAAACAAUUUCGGAUGAUGAGAAAAAUGCACUACAAUGAAGGCCUGAACAUUAAACUGGCCAGGCAACUUAUCGCCAGCGAGUUGGAAGAGGAGGAGGAGGAUGAAGAUGAGGAAAUGAAAGAUGACACAGAGCCUGAAGACAUCAAUGUAGACCCCCCACAAGAUACUGACAGUUUAGAGUCCUAGAAGAUGGCUUGCUCUGCUGUGUCCUGAACUCAGCUUUGUGAAAUAUUAAGACACCAGUAGUUGCUUCAAAGCUGGUCAAAGAACACACCGCCUCACAACCCUGCCAUCUGCGUUUUGUUUUCAUGAAUAACCGUCAAGUGAAAGCAUAUCGACCUGACUGGUAUUUCUUCCGUUGCCAAGAGUGAUCCCCGUAUUGUCAGGAAAUGUGAAACCUGAUGACCUAUAGUGGACUUCAUCAGCAAUUGUUUCUCCUUGCCUUUUGAAGACCUCGUCCUAGAGCUGCUCGGCAAGGCCAAGCAAACCAACAAACUGGGGGGUUGGGUGUUCAUUAUUUUUCAUUUUUUUCUUUUCUUUUCUUGAUGCCUACUCUAAAACCAUCAGAACCACCAUUUGUGACUUUUUUCCAACUGAGAUAUUCUUUGUGUGUUUAGAUAAGCUUUCUUCAUUACUCUUUCUUUAAUGAGAUUCAUUUUUAUUCUUUAUUUUCAUUGUAAACAGGCCACUUCUUAAAAUUUGCAGGCCAAAACCUCUUGGAAAAAUAAUAAAUCAUCAUUUUAUUUCUCCAUUUAAUGCUCUUUUUUUAAAACUAGCUUGAUGCACUGAAGUACAAAGAACCGCUAUUCUGCAGUUUUUCAUAAAUUAUGUAGGCUUGAUCUACUUUUGAAUAUUUACGUUUUCGUAAAUGUACUUUAAAAACAAAUUGACCAUUGCUACAAAAAAAGCUAUGUUCCAUUUAAAAAUGUCCCGUAGAAACCCUGUAACUUCCAUCAUCCCCCCAAAGGGUGGCCAUAAUUUCCAGUGUUUUACACUGAAUCAAUGCUAUGUUAGCUUUCCAAAUUUAUGAGAAGGCAUUAGGGACUUGCACCCCGAAAUUGCUUGAACUACUGAUGAGACUGAAUUUUGUGAAAUGUUGAAAUGCUACUAGUAUUGUUUUUCUGUAAAUUGUUUACUUUAAUAAUUAUUUUCAAUGAAAGAUUGUAUUUGCUUAAGGGGAGUUUGCAUAAGUUUGCCAUUCACCUUGUUCAGGAUACAUUUGUUUUAUAAAUGGUCUCCUUUUGGAGUCUUCAUGUCCUUUCUUAUUUUGUAGCCAAAGUUCAGUUUUUUUUUCACAGAUCAACAGAAAUUAUAAAGGUGCAGUCGGCCCUAGGUAUCCACGGGGAUUAGUUCCAAGGUCUCCUCCAGAUAACAAAAUCUCCGGAAGUUCAAGUCUCUAAAAUAGUGUAGUAUUUGCAAAUAACCUACACACAUCUUCCCAUAUACUUUGAAUCAUCCCUAGAUUACUUGUAAUGCUUAACACAAUGUAAACAGUUGUUAUACCACCAUAAUACAUAUAGAAAAUAUAAAGAGGAAGUAUAAAUUAAUUUGCUCUCUCUCUCAUUCACACACACACACACACACACACACGUCAUCACUCACUAACAACACCAAAAACUACACAUCGCCUCAUUUGCGUAGAUUUAGCGUAGUGCUCUGCGCAUAGCAAAUUCAAGUUUUGCUUUGAAACUUCCUGGAAUUUUUUUUUUUCCUAAAUAUUUUUGGUUUGCAGCUGGUUGAAUCCAUGGAUGCAGAUCCUGUGAAUAUGGAGGGCCAACUGUACACUUAGGAGAAGAUAAAACAUGCAGGAAUUUUAAGUUCUCAUCUUUCAAAGUCAGUGACUAAUCACUUUUAUGUACACAAAAACCAGGAGCGGGACCUCAUAGGAUGUGAAGUUUAGAAUGCUGCAAUGGUUGUGUGCAGAUGGAAGGAAUUUUGAAUUGUUAGUUUUAAAGAGGAUAUCUUUAGGUUAAAACCCUAAGUAAUGUUACCUAGAUGGAACAUAAAAAUGCUUGCAAUCAUUGUGUAGUUACAUGUAUCCUUAUACCUGUAUACAUGUAUCCUUAUACCUGACGUUACCAGAACGUCUGGAGUGGUGCAGCCAUUGCAUGUUAGCAAAGUCGUACCUUUAACAGCAACCUCAGGACAAUGAUGAGUCCAUAAGUUCAGAAAAAUCUAAAUAAAUUUAAUAUCCCUGACCAAGUGCAAUAGACAUAAUUAUCAAAAAAUUAACAAAGGAAUAUUUAACCCCCCCCCCAUGGCAUUCAGUAGACAUAAGUUUGCCUUGCUUUGUUUGACCCCAGGAUGUAUUUUCUUCUCUCUAGAAAGUUUAAUGAUUACCUUGUGGUCCUGUUUUCUAAAAUGAUUGAGAUAUUUAUCGCUAUUUUCGCUUGUUAAUUUGGCAUGUUCCUAAACUAUAGGAUGUGUGUUUUUUGUCUCCAUUAAUAAAAGUGUCAUAAAAUGGC
Molecule: messenger RNA, 3033 nt
Organism: Paramormyrops kingsleyae
Lineage: Eukaryota; Metazoa; Chordata; Actinopteri; Osteoglossiformes; Mormyridae
Gene: ppp1r2
Product: protein phosphatase 1, regulatory (inhibitor) subunit 2
Biological process (GO): regulation of signal transduction
Molecular function (GO): protein phosphatase inhibitor activity
Source: RefSeq, a predicted model, not a curated record